AUGCUCUAUUACCACCGGAAACAUUUCCACGCCGGACCGCAGCUGGUGGUCGCCGUCGUAUGGGAACACUUCUGGCCGCUUUGUUACAGAAAUUUGGCUCGCCGAGUAGUUCACGCUUGCACAAAAUGCUUCCGCUGUAAACCCAAGGUUUUAGAGCAGCUGAUGGGAGAACUACCGUCGGAACGUGGGUGUAAACCCACAUUCUCUUUCGUUCGCACUGGUGUGGACUACUGUGGCUCAUUUUUCUAUCGUCCUACUCGCCGUGCCACCAAAUGCUACAUGCCGGUGUUUGUCUGCCUUGCAACAAAAGCUGUUCACCUGGAAUGUGUAGCUGAUCCGAUCACCAACUCGUUCAUGGCCGCCUUGUGGCGAUUUGAGUGCGAUAACGCACUGAACUUUCAAGGCGCUAAACGGGAGCUUGAAGAGCUAGCCCGUCUCUUUCGAAGUCAACAGCACAAGGACCAAGUCUCCCGUAGCUGUUCGGACGAUGGGAUAACAUUCAAGUUCAUCCCUCCCAGGCCCCCAAAUUUCGGGGGGCUUUGGGAAGCGGCUGUCAAGCCACUAAAGCCCAUUUGUGUCGAACUGUGGGAAAAAAUCCCUUCACCAGGACAGAUUUUGGAGUAUCUUAAUCCAAAUUGA
Molecule: messenger RNA, 639 nt
Organism: Aedes albopictus (Asian tiger mosquito)
Lineage: Eukaryota; Metazoa; Arthropoda; Insecta; Diptera; Culicidae
Exons: 1
Coding region: 1-639 (212 amino acids)
Molecular function (GO): nucleic acid binding
Source: RefSeq, a predicted model, not a curated record